GUUUCCCACCGGCCACCGCACCCACACCUUCCCUUCCCCCUACCGCGCGCCUCGGCUCGGCCAGUCAACCAUGGGGGACGCCACGGCCUCGGCCUCGGCGAGCACCAAGACGGCGGAGCUGGACGCCCCGCUCAGCGCGCUGGGCUUCGAGAUCGAGGAGGUCUCGCCGUCGCGGCUCACCGGCCGCCUCGUCGUCACGGACACCUGCUGCCAGCCGUUCAAGGUGCUGCACGGCGGCGUGUCGGCGCUGAUCGCUGAGGGCCUGGCGAGCAUGGGCGCGCACAUGGCGUCGGGCUACCGCCGCGUCGCCGGCAUGCAGCUCAGCAUCAACCACUUCCGGAGCGCCGCCGUCGGCGACACCGUCCUCGUGCGGGCCGUCCCCGUCCACAUCGGCCGCUCCACCCAGGUAUGGGAGGUGAAGCUAUGGAAGAUGGAUGUAUCCACACAGGGGGAAGGGCCUCAAAUCGCCGAGGCAAGGGUCACGCUCCUCUGUAAUCUACCGGUGCCGGAUGAGAUGAAAAGUGCGGGAGAAUCUCUUAGGAAAUACUCUAAACUGUAAAACUCCAUUGAUAUGUGAUUCUGUAAAAGAACAUUUCUUGUGCAAACACUGAUGGAUCAACUCAAAAGGACAAGCUUCAGAUGUGCUUCCAUUUUGUAUCUAUCCAGCAAUCAAGUAAAUUGGAAUGUGAUUC
This is a messenger RNA of Triticum dicoccoides, 692 nucleotides long. Its product is annotated as 1,4-dihydroxy-2-naphthoyl-CoA thioesterase 1-like. NCBI's taxonomy places the organism in Eukaryota, Viridiplantae, Streptophyta, Magnoliopsida, Poales, Poaceae. The transcript has 3 exons. Gene Ontology annotation, cellular component: peroxisome. Gene Ontology annotation, molecular function: 1,4-dihydroxy-2-naphthoyl-CoA thioesterase activity. Gene Ontology annotation, biological process: phylloquinone biosynthetic process. The coding region runs from base 71 to 559 and encodes 162 amino acids. The record is from RefSeq and is a predicted model, not a curated record.